Diuraphis noxia (Russian wheat aphid) is the source of this 1001-nucleotide messenger RNA. RefSeq names its product ER membrane protein complex subunit 10 (gene EMC10). NCBI's taxonomy places the organism in Eukaryota, Metazoa, Arthropoda, Insecta, Hemiptera, Aphididae. The record is from RefSeq and is a predicted model, not a curated record. Gene Ontology annotation, cellular component: EMC complex.
AAUUAAAAAUUAAAUUAAUUACACAUUUAGACAUAAUUAAUUAAGAUUGAAAAUUGGAAACCUAGACCCUACUACAAUAUUAAAAAUUAAACAGUAACUAUUAGAAUAUGUUUAUGAUGGAAACUAAAGUUACACAUUAGAUCUUAUAGAUCCACCUUGAGUAAUAGUAUUGUAUAGUGAUAACUGACUAUAUAGUGACUAGAUAAAGGAAAAACGUCAACAUGAUGCAUUAUAAACUAAUCUUCUUAUUUUAUUCAGUGUUUAGUGGUAUUUACUGUUCUGAUUCAAGUUAUGAUUCAAUAACUGACAUUUAUUUAGAACAUGAAUUGAUUCCCAAUGCUGGUUUCACAAAACGCAGUUCUAUUCUUGUGAAUUUGGAGUCUAGGAAUGAUGUUGUAUCUACUACAUCUAUUAAUGAUUCAGACAUACAGUUAUUAAAACAAUUAGCAUCUAAAAAUGAAUUAUACAGAUUAAAAGUGACUGUCAAAACAUUGUCUGGCAAAGAAAUACAUUUUCUCACUUUUACUAGAGCAUGUCUUAUCGUUGGAUCUAAAUUAAAUGAUAUACUGACCCUACAUUUGGAUCAUUUAGACUCUCCGUUUGCAGUUAACUUAGCUACUACAUCUAACAACUGCAACAGUUUUAAUGAAUUGAACACUAGUGACUAUACAACUACAGUAUUUUUCAGAAGACCAGAAAGCAGUCCAGUACCUGAUACUGCAACUUAUAUUCAGAAAAUGGAACGUGAACGUGACGCUAGGGAAAAAGGAAAAUCAAGCAAUAAUAAAUCAAUGCUUGGAAAAUAUUGGAUGUAUAUAUUACCAUUAGUCAUAUUUAUGAUGAUUGCUGGGGCAUCAAAUCCAGAAGCAAGACAGUAAAUUGAAAAACGUACUUCUAAGUUGUAUUUAUUUUAUUACAUUCUUUAAUCAAUUAAUGGGACUAUCCCAUUAGUGUCUUUAUAUUCAAUCUAAGUUUCAUAAUAUGUACAUUAAGUGAUAUUA